Paramormyrops kingsleyae is the source of this 3304-nucleotide messenger RNA. Its product is annotated as kinesin-1 heavy chain. Gene Ontology annotation, molecular function: microtubule binding; microtubule motor activity; ATP binding. Lineage: Eukaryota; Metazoa; Chordata; Actinopteri; Osteoglossiformes; Mormyridae. Gene Ontology annotation, biological process: microtubule-based movement. The record is from RefSeq and is a predicted model, not a curated record.
AGCGGUGACGUCACUGAGUCCCAAGCCAGCGGCUCAGAGAGGAGGAUCUGCCGGUGUCAUGGCUGCCAUGUUGGAGAGGAAGCGACUGUUAACCAUCCUUUAGAAAAAAACAUUGCAUUUGUCACACAGGGAGCAGGCGGGCCACUGCUUACGCUACGUUUGUCGAGCGUUUCAGGCCUACGGCUGCCGUUUUCUGUUCUCAGAGCCGGUUUCAGCGCCAGCAGCCGACCAUCGUUAUUGUGAGCUUUCAUUCCAAACGGGAGGAAGAUGGCGGACCCGGCGGAGUGCACGAUUAAAGUGAUGUGCCGCUUCAGGCCCCUGAACAAUGCCGAGGUAGAAAGGGGGGACAAAUAUAUCCCGAAAUUUCAAGGUGAAGACAAUGUUGUCAUCGGGGGCAAACCCUACGUGUUUGACAGGGUCUUCCAGUCUAACACGACACAGGAGCAGGUGUACAACGCGUGUGCCCAGAGGAUCGUCAAAGAUGUUCUUGAAGGUUAUAACGGAACAAUUUUUGCCUAUGGACAAACAUCUUCUGGUAAAACACACACCAUGGAGGGAAACCUCCAUGACACAGAUGGUAUGGGAAUCAUCCCCAGAAUAGUCCAAGACAUUUUUAAUUACAUUUAUUCCAUGGAUGAGAACCUGGAGUUUCACAUCAAGGUUUCCUAUUUUGAAAUUUACUUGGAUAAGAUUAGGGACCUCCUGGAUGUAUCAAAGACCAAUUUAUCAGUGCAUGAAGACAAGAACAGAGUCCCAUAUGUUAAGGGCUGUACUGAGCGGUUUGUUUGUAGCCCAGAAGAAGUCAUGGACACCAUCGACGAGGGAAAAUCGAACCGCCACGUUGCCGUUACGAACAUGAACGAGCACAGCUCCCGCAGCCACAGCAUCUUCCUCAUCAACGUAAAGCAGGAGAACACGCAGACCGAGCAGAAGCUCAGCGGCAAGCUGUUCCUGGUGGAUCUGGCCGGCAGCGAGAAGGUCAGCAAGACUGGAGCAGAGGGGGCAGUACUGGACGAGGCGAAGAACAUCAACAAGUCGCUCUCCGCGCUUGGCAAUGUCAUCUCGGCCUUGGCGGAAGGCACCACGUAUGUUCCAUACAGAGACAGUAAGAUGACCAGGAUCCUUCAGGACUCUCUGGGGGGUAACUGCAGGACCACCAUUGUUAUAUGCUGCUCCCCGUCCUCCUUCAACGAGGCGGAGACCAAGACCACGCUCAUGUUCGGACAGAGAGCGAAGACCAUCAAGAACACCGUGUGUGUCAAUGUGGAGCUCACCGCGGAGCAGUGGAAGAAGAAGUACGAGAGGGAGAAGGAGAAGAACAAGACCCUGCGCAGCACCAUCACAUGGCUGGAGAACGAGCUGAAUCGCUGGCGCAAUGGUGAAACUGUACCAGUGGAGGAACAGUUUGACAAGGAGAAAGCCAGCGCGGAGGUCCUGGCCUUGGACAAUGUGGUGAACAACGACAAGCAGGUGGCCUCCCCUGGCGUGCCCGGGGUCAGGCUCACCGACGCGGAGAAGGAGAAAUGCGAGGAGGAGCUGGCCAAGCUCUACAAGCAACUGGACGACAAGGAUGAUGAGAUCAACCAGCAGAGUCAGCUGGCUGAGAAGCUGAAGCAGCAGAUGCUGGACCAGGAGGAGCUGUUGGCGUCAACGCGACGUGACCAUGACAACCUGCAGGCGGAGCUCAACAGGCUCCAGGCAGAGAACGAGGCCUCCAAGGAGGAGGUGAAGGAGGUGUUGCAGGCCCUGGAGGAGCUGGCCGUUAACUACGACCAGAAGAGCCAGGAGGUGGAAGACAAGACCAAGGAGUUCGAGAUGCUGAGUGAGGAGCUCAACCAGAAAUCGUCGAUCCUGAGCUCCAUCGACUCCGAGCUGCAGAAACUGAAGGAGAUGACCAACCACCAGAAGAAGAGAGUCACGGAGAUGAUGGCUUCCCUGCUGAAAGACUUGGCGGAAAUCGGCAUCGCGGUGGGCAGCAAUGAUAUUAAGCAACAUGAGGGCAGCGGGCUGAUCGACGAGGAGUUCACGGUGGCCCGGCUCUACAUCAGCAAGAUGAAGUCGGAGGUGAAGACCAUGGUGAAGCGCUGCAAGCAGCUGGAGAGCUGCCAGACCGAGAGCAACCAGAAGCUGGACGAGAACGAGAAGGAGCUGGCCGCCUGCCAGCUGCGGAUCUCCCAGCACGAGGCGAAGAUCAAGUCUCUGACGGAGUACCUGCAGAACGUGGAGCAGAAGAAGAGGCAGCUGGAGGAGAAUGUGGACUCCUUGAAUGAGGAGCUGGUGAAGCUCAAUGCCCAGGAGAAAGUCCACGCAAUGGAGAAGGAGAAUGAGAUUCAGACGGCUAAUGAAGUCAAGGAGGCGGUGGAGCGUCAGAUCCAGAGCCACCGCGAGGCCCACCAGAAGCAGCUGGGAAGCCUGCGGGAUGAGCUGGAUACGAAGGAGAAGCUGAUCACGGAGCUGCAGGAUCUGAACCAGAAGAUCAUGCUGGAGCAGGAGCGUCUGAGGGUGGAGCACGAGAAGCUCAAGUCCACCGACCAGGAGAAGAGCCGCAAGCUGCAUGACCUGACAGUGAUGCAGGACCGUAGGGAACAAGCCAGGCAGGACCUCAAGGGGCUUGAGGAGACUGUGGCAAAGGAGCUGCAGACGCUACACAACCUCAGGAAACUCUUUGUCCAAGAUCUGGCAACCAGGGUCAAGAAGAGUGCAGAGAUGGAUUCUGAUGACACGGGUGGCAGCGCAGCCCAGAAACAGAAAAUCUCCUUCUUGGAGAACAACCUGGAGCAGCUCACCAAGGUCCACAAGCAGCUGGUGCGGGACAACGCGGACCUGCGCUGCGAGCUGCCCAAGCUGGAGAAGCGUCUGCGCGCCACGGCGGAGCGGGUCAAGGCGCUGGAGUCGGCCCUGAAGGAGGCCAAGGAGAACGCGGCGCGCGACCGCAAGCGCUACCAGCAGGAGGUGGACCGCAUCAAGGAGGCCGUGCGCGCCAAGAACAUGGCCAGGAGGGGGCACUCCGCGCAGAUCGCCAAACCUAUUCGCCCCGGGCAGCCCCCGGUGGCAUCUCCCACCCACCCCAACAUGAACCGGGCCGUCUACCCGAACAGCCAGUCAGUAGCGAUCCGUGGAGGGGGGGGCAGCAACAAGCAGGACAAGACCUGCUGAAAAACGAUCACUUUGGAAUAUGCAGACGUCGCCUAGGAAACCUGUCAUUCCACCAUUCCGCUGCAGUCAGCUCCUCUCACCCGGAUUCAUGGGCGGAGUUUAUGAAUAUAUAUAAAUAUAAAUAUAUAUAUACACACACGCGUGCACA